Messenger RNA from Prunus dulcis (almond), 1613 nucleotides. RefSeq names its product BES1/BZR1 homolog protein 4-like. Bases 278 to 1249 code for a protein of 323 amino acids. The transcript is spliced from 2 exons. Gene Ontology annotation, biological process: DNA-templated transcription; brassinosteroid mediated signaling pathway. NCBI's taxonomy places the organism in Eukaryota, Viridiplantae, Streptophyta, Magnoliopsida, Rosales, Rosaceae. The record is from RefSeq and is a predicted model, not a curated record. Gene Ontology annotation, molecular function: DNA-binding transcription factor activity.
AGCCAACAAAAACAAAUAAAAAGAAGAGACUGCCACUCUCGUAAUUUACCAAAUCAACAAUGGCAAUUACAUUCUCCCGUUGUAUUUAGCUCUCACCCUCCCCCAAAACCCCCCCUGUCUCUCUCUCCUCUCUCCCUUUUUCGCUCUUUAUUAUUAAAAACCAUUCUCCAAACAGAAACCGCCAAUUCCCGGUUUGCCGGCCGGUUCGCGCCACCGAUCGUCACACUCCGUUCGGGUUAGUCCGUUUGGCUCCCGAGAAAACCAGAAUCGCCACCGAAUGAUGACGUCGGGAACGAGAAUGCCGACGUGGAAGGAGAGAGAAAACAACAAGAAGAGAGAGAGGAGGCGCAGAGCCAUCGCCGCGAAGAUCUACUCGGGCCUGAGGAUGUACGGAAACUACAAGCUACCGAAGCACUGCGACAACAACGAAGUCCUCAAAGCUCUCUGCAACGAAGCUGGUUGGACCGUCGAAGAAGACGGCACCACUUACCGAAAGGGAUGCAAACCUGUGGAUCGCAUGGACAUAAUGGGAGGAUCUACAUCAGCAAGUCCAUGUUCUUCAUACCAGCCAAGUCCAUGUCAAUCCUACAAUCCAAGUCCUGCCUCUUCUUCAUUUCCAAGUCCAGCUCGCUACCCCGCAAAUGCAAACGGCAAUGCUGAUGCCAAUUCUCUCAUCCCAUGGCUUAAAACCCUCUCAUCAGGUUCAUCAUCUGCUACAUCCAAGCUUCCCCAACUCUUCAUUCAAGGGGGUUCCAUAAGUGCUCCAGUCACUCCACCACUGAGCUCCCCAACUUCCCGAACUCCUCGAACCAAAAGUGACUGGGAUGAAGCAGUGGCUGGCUCAAACUGGGCAGGGCAGAAUUAUCCUUUCCUGCCUUCAUCCACCCCACCAAGCCCCGGUCGCCAGGUUCUGCCUGAUUCAGGAUGGCUUGCUGGACUGCAAAUUCCCCAGAGUGGCCCAUCAUCCCCCACAUUCAGCCUUGUCUCGAGAAACCCUUUCAACUUGAAGGAGGCUUUGUCGGGUGGAGGGUCUCGGAUGUGGACUCCAGGGCAAAGUGGAACAUGUUCGCCAGUAGUUGCUGCAAGUGUUGAUCACAGUGGAGAUGUUCCAAUGUCAGAUGGAAUCGCAGCGGAGUUUGCAUUUGGCAGUAACACAUCAGGAUUAGUGAAACCAUGGGAAGGUGAAAGGAUUGAGGAAUGUGUAUCAGAUGAUCUUGAACUAACUCUUGGAAGCGCUAGAACCAGGUAAGUUGGAAUCGAAUUCGUGGGCGAAUGGAUCCAACUGUUUCAAGAGUUCCUCAACUUUACUGGUUUUGUUUGUUAAGGACCUUGUGUUGGUGCUGCAGAUGAGAGAAUGAAUUGGGAGAGAACCGUUUAUGGGUCCCUUGAUGCAGGUUCUUCCUUCUCUUCAUGCCAAGUUCCACUUCAUGUCCCAGGGUGUUUUAGUGGGUCAGUUAGAAGUACAGUGAGUAGGAGCAGCUGUUUUCUUUUUCUUUUUUCUACUUUUAUUUUUUCCUUAACAAAAGAGCACUAAAAAUUAAAUUAUAAAUAGUUCAUGGUGGUGUUUUGCCCCUUCUGUUAAAUUCAUUCUUCCAUUUUAUUCUUCUUUGUCA